UCUCAGUUUAGUUCAAAAAAAAUUAUAUUCGCAUCUGAUUAGCAUUUACCAAAUUUAAACAGUCGAGAGAUCAAUUUAUCGAGCUAUAACAGUCAGAACUAAAAAAGGCAGAGAUAUAACAGGUAAAUACUAAGGAACCUUUUUGUGUGAGUUUUAAACAUUCUUCUAAUUUUCUUGUAUGGUGGAGUCACUAAUCUAUGAUACUACACAUGAAUUCCAGGAAUAGCCAUUGGGGCAAGUGCUUUCAUAGUGAUAGUAGCACUAUUUCUUAUUGUUGUUUAUCGAAAGAGGUCAUCCUACUUUAGAUGGAUCCAAAGUUGUGUUGCAAGCGAACCGAUGAAUUCAGGGUCUAUUGGGAAAGUGGAGAAUUUUCUCCAAAGUUAUAUUCAUGAAAUGCCGACCAGAUAUUCAUUCUCUCAGCUAAAGAAGAUCACUAACGACUUUUCAGAUAAACUUGGGGAAGGAGGAUUCGGCAUGGUUUAUAAAGGAAAGCUCCCGAGCGGUUUUUUUGUGGCUGUAAAACUUUUGGAUCAGUCGAGACAGAGUGAGAGCCAGUUCAUGAAUGAGGUUGCAACUCUGGGAACCAUUCAUCACGUUCACUUGGUUCGCCUCGUGGGUUAUUGUUUUGAAGGUUUCAGAAGCCCACUUGUAUAUGAGUACAUGGCCAAUGGAUCCCUAGAGAAGUUUCUAUUUCAAGGAAAAGAACAAGAACAGAAGCUCAGUUGGGAGCAAUUGUAUUCAAUUGCUUUGGGCGCUGCGCGCGGAAUUGCGUAUUUGCACCAAGAUUGUAACAGGCGCAUCAUUCAUUUUGACAUUAAGCCUCACAAUAUUUUACUGGAUGCAGAUUUCACGCCCAAAGUAGCUGAUUUUGGUCUCGCUAAACUGUAUGGGAAGGGAGACGACCACGUAUCAAUUACGGCAACCAGAGGGACGCCAGGAUAUGUUGCGCCAGAGGUGUGGAAUAUAAAUUUGGGAGGUGUAACAGACAAAUCAGAUGUUUACAGUUUUGGAAUGCUAUUAAUGGAGAUAGCGGGAAGGAGGAAGAACAUUGAGUUGCAGGUGAGCCAUUCGAGUCAACUUUAUUUUCCGGAAUGGGCGUUCAAAUUGAUAGAAAGUGGGGAGUUGGAAAAGAGGUUGAGAGAAAAAGGUCGAUGCGACAUGGAAGUGGAAGAUGAAGAGAAGGUGAGGAGAAUGACGAAAGUAGGACUUUGGUGUAUUCAAUACAAUUCCAAUGACCGACCAUCAAUGAGCAGGGUGGUACAAAUGCUGGAAGGAAACGGUGAUGAUGUAAGCAAUCCUCCAUUACCUUUCAACUCCUCCCCACCGCGUGAAGUACCAUUGUCAUCUUCCUCCGAAGAAUAUUCAUCCGUGGUAUAGAGUCCACGAAGACUCCUAAUCUACCCAUCAAUCUAGAAAUAUCUUCAUCCAUGGUAUAGAGAAACGAAGAGGAUUUGGACGAUUAUGAGAUGAUGCAAGGAGCAUCUUUAUUAUAUGGAAACGAAUAUUAUAUAUUUCUGAUGUAAGAAU
Messenger RNA from Cryptomeria japonica (Japanese cedar), 1527 nucleotides. RefSeq names its product rust resistance kinase Lr10-like. Gene Ontology annotation, molecular function: ATP binding; protein kinase activity. Lineage: Eukaryota; Viridiplantae; Streptophyta; Pinopsida; Cupressales; Cupressaceae. The transcript has a single exon. Gene Ontology annotation, biological process: protein phosphorylation. The coding region runs from base 337 to 1377 and encodes 346 amino acids. The record is from RefSeq and is a predicted model, not a curated record.